AUGACAUCACCCUUUGAAGUUCCUGAGCCUGAGAGCAACACAGUUCAGAUAAUUGCCGGGUCGAUAUCGGCUGUGAUUUUACUGCUGUUCCUUCUAAUCUUUGUGGUCGUAUGGAGGAGCCGGUCUUCACGCAAAUCAAGCCGGUCUUCUGACAUCCCAUUAAAGCCUCAGAUUGGACCAGGAAAGAAGAAAGAUAUUCCUGUUGAUAAUCUCUUGGACGUUGUGAAGAGAUUCCGGAAGAUGGAGACAGCGGACACCAAUGAUGAGGAUGAGAAUUCAGCAAUUUUAUUUGUGGGGCUUUACCAGGAGUAUCAGGAACUUCCAGGCGGCUGGAUGUACCCCUGCACUGUGGCCCUAUCCCAGGAAAACCAAGCUAAGAAUCGCUACAAGAAGGUUCUGCCAUAUGAUGAUUCUCGUGUGGUGUUGAGGUCCAAUCACUCCAGAUCAGAUUAUAUAAAUGCCUCCUAUAUUGAUGGUUACAAGGCACCAAAAUUCUACAUAGCAACCCAAGGCCCCAUCCCAGAGACCUUGUCUGACUUCUGGAGCAUGGUGUGGCAAGAGAACUGUUCUGUUAUUGUGAUGCUGACUGGGCUGGAGGAACAAAACAAAGUAAAGUGUGAGCAAUAUUGGCCAGAACAGAGUCAGACCUAUGGUGACAUCACAGUUUCUGUCCAGAAAAUUGUUCAGACGGGUGCAUUUACCAUUCGGAGCUUCAGUCUCAAGAAGGUGCAGUCCACAGUGCAGAUGAUGGUGGAGCAGAUCCAUUACCUUCGAUGGCCGGACCAUGGAGUGCCAAAGAAAGCAUCAGACAUGGUGCAGCUUGUAGAAAUCAUGAAUAAGUGUAACCCACCAGGGUCGGGACCUAUAAUUGUACACUGCAGUGCUGGGAUUGGCAGGACAGGCACAUUCUUGGCACUGGACAUUCUCCUGAAGAGGGCACAUGCGGUGAAGAAGGUGAAUGUGUAUAAUUGUGUCUUAGAGUUACGGAAGAAGCGGGUGAAGAUGGUGCAGGAAAAGGAGCAGUACAUCUUCCUCUAUGACGUCUUGCUGGAAACUCUUCUGUGUGGGUCCACUAGUGUCCCCGUAGUGGAGAUUCAGAAGCAUGCAUGUUGUAUGUAUGUAGAAAACCCAACAACGCACAGGAAUGGGUUUGACAAGGAAUUCCAGGCCCUGGAGAAAAUCACACAAUUAUAUCAGAUCUAUCCAUGUAAAGAGGGGAAGAAGCUAGAAAACCAGACCAAGAAUCACACCACCGAUAUCCUGCCAGGUGAUCACUGGCGUCCCAUUCUCUUCUCCUCACUCACUAGAUAUGGAGCACCGGGCUACAUCAACGGCGUAUUUGUUAAUUCCAACAGCCAGGAUGAUGCCUUGAUCGUCACCCAACUGCCCAUGAAGCAUACACUGGCAGAUUUCUGGGCGUUGGCCUGGGACUACAGGUGUACGGCGGUGGUGAUGAUGCAGAGAGCGCAGGACCUACAGAAGAACGGUCUCAGGUUCUGGCCAGAGAAAGGAGAGACGACUUAUGGUGCCUUCAAAGUCAGAACAACGGAAAGGAAUCCAGGAAAUGGAUACACAGCCUCAACGCUCAACCUGAGGAGGAGUAAAGGGCCCUCUGAGGACAGCCUCGAGGUGAGACUGCUCCAGCUGGAUUCGUGGCCACUGGACCGAUCUCUUCCAGAGAAUCCGGCAGCCCUCAUCAGCCUGGUUGAAGAAGCAGAAAAGUGCCAAAAGCGAUCAUCAGGCAGCCACAUCAUGGUCACCUGCUGGUCAUCUUUUGGGUUGAAUGAUGCCCAGCCUCAUCUAACCGACUUCCAGUGGGCCCACGGUGUCAAGGACAACCUUUUUUUAACUCUUGGGGCAUGGAAGGUUUUGGAGGAAUUUACCAGGUCCUGGCCUCACGAAUGCCGAGAACCACUGAUCUUUGUAACGGAGAUGAACAAAGCAGACAUGUUUAACUAG
Messenger RNA from Nanorana parkeri, 1959 nucleotides. Its product is annotated as receptor-type tyrosine-protein phosphatase alpha-like. The coding region runs from base 1 to 1959 and encodes 652 amino acids. The record is from RefSeq and is a predicted model, not a curated record. NCBI's taxonomy places the organism in Eukaryota, Metazoa, Chordata, Amphibia, Anura, Dicroglossidae. Gene Ontology annotation, molecular function: protein tyrosine phosphatase activity. Gene Ontology annotation, biological process: protein dephosphorylation. The transcript has 18 exons.